AAGAACGUGCGUCCAAAACACCGCCCCUUCAAAAACCGCGCGCGUCCUCCAUGCCGCUAUAAAACACGCACGCCCCCGAACUACCUGAAACAUCAGUGGGAUCACGAAACCUUAGCACACGAACGCCGCCCACAACCUUUCUCGCGACACCGACCUCGCCGCUCUCGGCUGCGUCAUGGUGCCGAGGCUGGAGCGCGGCGGCGGCGGGUUCCAGCUCCCCAACUCCGAGCAGGAGGACUCGCUCUUCCUCCGCGCCCUCAUCUCCGUCGUGUCCGGGGACGCCGCCGCCCAGGCCGUGCACGUGCACGUGCACCCUGCGCCGUCGACGCCGUCGUUUGCCGCCGCCGCCGCUCCGGCGCCUGCCUCUGCGUGCGCCAGGUGCGGCGCCGACGGGUGCCCCGGCUGCGAGCUCGCGGCCGCGGCGACGACCGGGUCGAGCAGCGAGGGGGAGGGGUGCUCGGCCGCGAGCUUCGUGAAGAACGGCGGCGUGGGCAAGCGGCGCGCGGGCGGCGGCGGCGGGAGCAAGUUCAGGGGCGUGCGGCAGCGGCCGUGGGGCAAGUGGGCGGCGGAGAUCCGCGACCCGCACCGCGCCGUGCGCAAGUGGCUCGGCACCUUCGACACCGCCGCCGAGGCCGCCCGCGCAUACGACGUCGCCGCGCUCGAGUUCCGCGGCCACCGCGCCAAGCUCAACUUCCCGGCCACCGCCGCCUCAUCGUCGGCAUCCGCGUCUGCUUCUGCUUCUGCUUCUGCUUCGUCCUGGGCGGCUACGCAGCGGCAGCCGGAGAGCCCUCGCGAGAAGUGCGGGUCAAACGCGUCGUCGCCGGCGCACGCGCCGGAGCAGGGGAGGCCGGUGGCGCGGGAGCAGGAGAUCUGGGACGGGCUGCACGAGAUCAUGAUGAUGGACGACGGCAACUUCUGGUCCAACUCCAAGCCAUGAUCAGUGGAUCACCGCCCAUCACAACAUACAUAAUAAAUCUUAUACUACAACACGAGUUCAAUAAACGAUACACAUCCGGCAUUUUCUUGCAAAAUGUGCACAAUGCUCACGAGAUUCUCCCACACAAAUUAAAGACUGUUUCACAGAUAUUGUUUCGUACUCCGUACUCUCUAAACUCUGGGUGCAGUCCUUAUCCUCAUUACUAUACUACUCUACUCAACAUUUCCAUGAGAUAUUUUGCACAUACUUUUUGACCGCUCAGCAGCAAACCGCCGCGCGCGCUGUUGACGACCACAACUCCCCAAAAACCGAUAAAGAUGUGGUCGGU
This is a messenger RNA of Hordeum vulgare subsp. vulgare (domesticated barley), 1265 nucleotides long. RefSeq names its product ethylene-responsive transcription factor ERF109-like. Gene Ontology annotation, molecular function: DNA binding; DNA-binding transcription factor activity. The record is from RefSeq and is a predicted model, not a curated record. The transcript has a single exon. Lineage: Eukaryota; Viridiplantae; Streptophyta; Magnoliopsida; Poales; Poaceae. Gene Ontology annotation, biological process: ethylene-activated signaling pathway; regulation of DNA-templated transcription. Bases 176 to 937 code for a protein of 253 amino acids.